UUGAGAGUUGAGAGUGGGAGACAUUUGAGAUGUUGAAACUGAGAAAGUUGAGCAGAGUGAGAGGCGGAGAAUUGGGUUGUGGGAGGUGGAAUCGGUGUUAUUCAAAGUGGAGUGAUGAAGUUGCAGAGGAAGCUCCCAGUUCCGGAAUCUGUAGACCUCUCUCUGAAAUACUGAAAGAGCUGAACAAGAAAGUCCCUGACUCCCUCAUCAAAACCCGCCUCGAGAAAACCGACGGUUUCCCCAUCAGAUACAUUCCCUGGCAUGUUGUGAACCGCAUUUUGAACUUACACGCUCCUGAGUGGUCUGGUGAGGUUCGGAAUAUCACCUAUUCCGCCGAUGCCAAGUCUGUCUCCGUUGUCUACCGAGUUACCCUUUAUGGGACUGAUGCUGAGAUAUUUAGGGAAUCAACUGGUACUGCUUCGGUAGAUGACACAAGUUAUGGAGAUCCUGUACAGAAGGCCGAAGCAAUGGCUUUUCGUAGAGCUUGUGCACGCUUUGGCCUGGGGCUCCACCUUUAUCAUGAAGAGGCGUCCUAAUCAAGCAAUUAUGCUUCUCAGGGUCAAUGUUUUGAUGAUUCCCAUCGAUUUGCUGUUGCUUUUUGUCUAUGAUCAUUUGAGAUGAGAUCAUACAGCAACAUUAGUACUAGAAGGGAAGCAUUUUGUUAUAACUUGGUGGCUUCAAUCUCUGUAUGUCAGGUUUGCCAUAUGUUUUAUCUUAUGGACGCGAUUGGAACAAUUCAUGUAUUAUUACAUAUCUGAUGUAGAACAGUAAAAAUAUGUUCAAAAUUUAUUCGCAUAAUAGUUUAUUAAUUACUAAUAGCAUUUUAUA
This is a messenger RNA of Cajanus cajan (pigeon pea), 828 nucleotides long. RefSeq names its product cobalt ion binding protein (gene RAD52-1). Gene Ontology annotation, biological process: double-strand break repair via homologous recombination. The record is from RefSeq and is a predicted model, not a curated record. Gene Ontology annotation, molecular function: DNA binding. Lineage: Eukaryota; Viridiplantae; Streptophyta; Magnoliopsida; Fabales; Fabaceae.